CUUCUUUUGUCUUUCUCUACUUUCAUCUACUUUGUCAAUUUAUUUUACUUUUCUUUUAAUUAAAUUAAAAGAUACACUUUGUUUGCUUUUGCACAACUGCACUUACUUAAACCUCUACGGAGUAUUUCAGAGAGAAAAAAAUAGUGCUUUGUCACACUUUGAAGACAAAGCCUUCAGUUUCACAUCUCACUUCCAAAAUGCCUUGAUUCUCUACUCUUCUAAUUUUACCAAUUUUUCUUCCUCUUUUAUUCUAAAAAAAGGGAGUUUUUUAUUUUUAUGUUCAACCUGCUCUUUUUUCUUAAAUUAGUAAUAAAAUGUGUAGAGAUUUCAAAGCUUUCAGCAUAAUUUCAUCUGGGUAUUUGAUUAUCUGAAUUGGGUUGUCUUAUUUUUAUUAUUUUCGAGGAAAAUUUGAGCUGAUUUUGUUUGAAAAUGGAGAUAGAAUUAGCAAACAAAGUUGCAGUAGAAAGUGGGCAUAGAGUUUUAUCUCUCCUUUGUGAGAAACAAGAUUCCCAUAAAUUAAAUUUAAUGGCAGAAACUGGUGAUGCAGUUUGCAAAUUCAACAGAGUAAUUUCUCUUGUUGGUAAAAAAGGUUUUGGUCAUGCUAGAAUGAGAAGGUUAAAGAAUUUACCUUCAUCUUUACCUGAAAAUAUGUUAUUGGAAACCCCACAUUUACGGCCUGAAUCUGCAGGAAAACCCAUAGAAUUGCUACCUUCCUCUGAAAAUUUCAAAAACUCAGUUUCAGAAAUUGACCAAAAAGUUGUGAAUUUACCUCAAAUUGGCCAGAAAGUGUUUGCAGAAAAGGGUUCAAUUGAUUUUACUUUAUCAGUGAAGCUUCCUGUUCAAAAUUGUACCCACCAAAAUUUACCACAAAAUCUUGAGUUUUUACAGCAACAGCAGCGGCAACAGUUUCAGCAGCAGAUGUUGCAGAGAGUGCAACUUGAGCAGCAUAUGAAAUACCAAGCUGAAAUGAUGAACAAUUCUUCUAGGAGUGGUGGAAAUGGAAUAAAUUUGAAGUUUGAUGGGUCUAGUAUUUGUACUCAAACCAUGUCAUCUAAUAGGUCCUUUGUAUCUUCCUUGAGUAUGGAUGGGAGUGUGACGAAUCUAAGCCAGAAUUCGUUCCAGUUGUUCGGUUUACCUCAGUCGUCUGAUCCGAAUUCGCAGCAUCUAAUUAGGAAGAGGUGUCUUGUUAAGGAUGAAGGUGGGAGUUUGAAAUGUGGGAGUGGUUCUAAAUGUCAUUGUUCAAAGAGGAGGAAAUUGAGAGUUAAGAGAUCCAUUAAGGUGCCUGCAAUAAGUAACAAGAAUGCAGACAUUCCUCCUGAUGAUUUUUCAUGGAGAAAGUAUGGGCAGAAACCAAUUAAGGGGUCACCACAUCCAAGGGGAUACUAUAAGUGCAGUAGUGUGAGAGGCUGCCCAGCAAGGAAACAUGUAGAGAGGUGCUUAGAGGAACCUUCAAUGCUGAUAGUCACAUACGAGGGUGAGCAUAACCAUGCCAAGUUCAUAGCUUCUCAUUCUUGGCAGACUUGAAAUAUCAGUUGAACUUGUUUGGAAAAUCCCGGCGUAGAUACAGCAGAGCCAUACCUACCAAUUUGUGGUUUGUGGUUUGUGGUUUUGCUUUGCUCUUGUGUAUAUUAAUUAGUAUUAAAUUAUUAAUAUGGGGUUAAAUUAUUACAAGGCUGUUUAGUGAAGGUUUUUAGUUAUGGUUUGUAAGGUUUGAGCCACAGACCACAGAGCUAGACAGGAAUACCCUUAUAGUUUAAAUGGUUUAGAAAUUGGAUUUCCUGUAAACUUUCUCUCUUUUCUACUGUAAGUCCUGAUUAAACAUCAGUAUCAAUUUCAUCUCAAUGCGACCCUAUUAAGUGGCUGGGGUCUGCAUUGAAGAUUUUGCUGUAUUUUCGAUCAUACUUGAGAGUACAUGUAACCAUGUAUGUACAUUGUGCAGUAGCUAUGUUGGCGAAUGAAAGAGACUAGUCUGUAGUCAGUACGCGAGAGAGUAACAACACUAGCAAGGUGGCACUGUUUACUUGUUAGUGCAUAAUGAAUUUAUAAGCAUGAGAA
Messenger RNA from Spinacia oleracea (spinach), 2055 nucleotides. RefSeq names its product probable WRKY transcription factor 74. The record is from RefSeq and is a predicted model, not a curated record. The coding region runs from base 430 to 1524 and encodes 364 amino acids. NCBI's taxonomy places the organism in Eukaryota, Viridiplantae, Streptophyta, Magnoliopsida, Caryophyllales, Amaranthaceae. The transcript is spliced from 3 exons. Gene Ontology annotation, molecular function: sequence-specific DNA binding; DNA-binding transcription factor activity. Gene Ontology annotation, biological process: regulation of DNA-templated transcription.